UUAGUCUCAUCUGUGCAUCGCGUUAAAAAAUUGGGUUACGGAAGUAGCUGCUGAUAUAAAGUGUAGUGUAGUGAUUUUUACGUGAAUUAAAACAACAAAUAACAAUGUUUACAAAAACCUUAAUAUCAAUAUUCAUAUUUACGUUAGCAUCAAUAGAUGCAGCAAGGAUUCUUGUUAUAAUACCAACUCCAGCUAUCAGUCAUCAGUACGGCUUGCGUCCAAUAUGGAAGGAACUGUCUUUGCGAGGCCACCAUGUAACACUAGCUACUUCUGAACCGAUGAACGAUCCUGCAUUACCAAAUCUUACCGAAAUAAGCCUAAAGAGUUCCUACAAACAUCCUUUAAUGUUGGAAUUGUAUAGCCAAAUGGCCAACGCUUCGAAUAUUAAGAUAUUGGACAUCAUCCACAAAAUGGCAGAAACAGAACUGGAUAUCCACCUUUCAACACAUUACAGCCAUCUCAUUAAGAAUGAAACCCUAUUUGAUGUGGUUAUUACCGAAUACAUUAUAGGUGAGUUUCUGGCAUUUGCUGAUCUGUACAAUUGUCCUGGCAUACUAAUAUCCUCUUUUGAAGUGACUGCCUUGCUACACGGCUACUUUGGCAACCCAGCAAAUCCAGUUGCUCAUCCAGAUAUGUUUUUACCAUUUGUUGAAGGGAAGCUGAGUUUUAGCGAAAGAAUAGUUAGCUUCAUCUACAAAUAUUUGUAUUAUGUUUAUAAAGUUUCCGUGGCUAAUCCCAACAGGCUGAAAGUUUUACAGAAAUAUUUUGGAGCUAGUGUCAGGGAUCCUGAAGAGUUCUAUACGAAAGCGGAUUUAUUAAUGUUGAAUAUUAAUCCUAUACUUAACAACGUCAGGCCUCUUGCACCAAAUGUUAUUACUUUCGGGGGAGGUAUUCACAUUUCUCCGCCAAAACAGUUACCAAAGGAUCUGCAAGACUACCUGGAUAGUGCCACAGAAGGCUGUAUUUAUUUCAGCUUGGGAUCGAACACCAAAAGUGCGUUUAUGGGAGAGAAGAAAAUAAAGAUCAUUAUGGAAGCUCUUGGUGAAUUACCCUAUAAGGUGUUGUGGAAGUUUGAAGACGAAGGUGUUGUUGUACCGAAAAAUAUUAAACUUGUCUCGUGGGUUCCUCAGCAGGAUGUAUUAAGACAUCCCAACAUAAAAGUAUUCGUGACUCAAUGUGGAAUGCAAUCUCUGGAAGAGGCUGUCGUGAAUCACGUCCCCAUGGUUAUGAUGCCAAUGUACGGUGAUCAGGAAGCAAACGCAAAACGAAUGGAACUGAAAGGAAUAGCAAAAAUCGUACCACAUAAACCAUUACCUGACAAAGAGUCCUUUAAAAGUGCUAUAAUUGAAGUCAUUACUAAUCCUAGCUACAAGCAAAACAUCAUCAAAAUUGCAGAAUUACUACUUGAUACCCCAAUGACAGGAGUUGAGAAAGCUGUGUGGUGGAUUGAAUACGUUAUUAGGCAUAAAGGAGCAAAGCAUUUAAGAGUUACUGAUGUAGAUGUUCCCUUUUAUCAAUAUUACUGUUUGGACGUUAUAGCUACACUAAGUUUAGUUGUGUAUAUAUUCUUUAAAGUUAUCUGUAUUGUACUUAGAGCACUUAAAAAACUUGUAUGUCGUAAAAGUAAGGUUGACAAGAAUAAUAACAAAAAAAUAAAAAAGAACAACUGAAGAGUUGUAAAUAAAUUCGUAUUAUUUAUUUAUUUAGCGUAUGGUUAUAUCCUACAGCUUCUUCUUAAAGUACAAUCUCCAUAACGGAGGUCGACAAUCAUCAUAGCUAUUCGGACUGUAGGGACGGCUGCUCUGAAAGGUUCAUUUUAUGUACAUCCGUACUUCUCUCAAGUUGCGUAGCCAUGAUAUUAUACGUCCCCGUAUGCUUAUUUUUCCUUGUAUCUUUCCCUCUAUAAUGAGUUGGAGCAAGUUGUAUCUCUCUCUGCGUGUAAUAUGCCCUUCUUCUUCUUCUUCACGUGCCAUCUCCGCGACGGAGGUUGGCAAUCAUCAUGGCUAUUUUGAUUUUAGAUGCUGCUGCUCUGAAUAGUUCGGUUGAUGUGCAUCCUUACCAUUCCCUCAAGUUACGCAACCAUGAGAUUCUUCUUCUUCCUACACUUCUCUUGCCCUAGAUUUCUCUUGCCCUGGAAUAUGUCCUAGAUAUUCCCAUUUUCUGGUUUUGUUUGUAUUUAAUACUUCCAUUUCUUUAUUCAUCGGUCUCAGAGCCUCUUUGUUUUUCGAUUUUUUUGCACCGCAGUGUAUUUGCUUUUUAUUCAAACUGUCUAAGUUGAUUGCGCCAUACUCUGUUAAAUGCCUUUUUAUAGUCUAUACAAUAGGCAUGCACAUCUUUAUUCACAUCCAAAUAGUGUAGCAUUUUGCGAAAUAUGAAGUGUGUUUCUUAUGCUAGAGUCAAAUUUUUAUAGGUGAAAUCAUACAGUUUCGCGGUACUGUUUUUGUUGCGCUAGUUACUAGCACUGAGAGAGGAGAACAGUACGUGUGUUCUUUUUGAAAAUCAAAAUCAGAGAGAGAGAGAGAGAGAGAGAGAGAGAGAGAGAGAGAGAGAGAGAGAGCGAUAUUCGCAUCUGUUGCAACUUCGAGUAAGUAACUAAAUAGUACAAAGGACUAAUAGGACAAAGAAACUUUGAAUACCUUCAAAUAAAAAUAUAUAAUUUGCUUCCUCAAACAUACAAAACCUACUUAAUUACUAUAAAUUCCUUUAAAUUAAUAAAGCGCAUAUUUCAGACGUAUUUAAAAAUAAAUAAUAGAAAAAUGUUUAACCAUCUUUUUGAAUAAAUAAAUAAUAUAAACCUGUAAACCUAUAAUUAAACACAAAAAAAAUAAAAAAUAAACGCUCAAAAAUUGAUGAACUUCACUUCAUACCAUGUUCUUUUUGUUUAUAUUAAUUUGUAUUGUUCUUGCAUGUAAAAAUUUUACUUCUUAAAAAUAAUAAUUAUUAUAUCCAACACAAUAAAAUAAUUGUUAUGUUGUAUAUCUAACACAACUAUACUAAAAUGGCCCAUGCACAACUUAAUUGUUUUAAUGGGUUCUAUGGUUUGUUUGCGUUGAAUACAUAACAACAUAUCUAAAACACAUAGAUAUUAUAUUGCAUAAUAAUUAUAUAUUUUUUUAUAUGUGUAUAUUUUUCAAGUGAAUAAACGUUAUUAUUAUUA
Molecule: messenger RNA, 3157 nt
Organism: Diabrotica virgifera virgifera (western corn rootworm)
Lineage: Eukaryota; Metazoa; Arthropoda; Insecta; Coleoptera; Chrysomelidae
Product: UDP-glycosyltransferase UGT5-like
Exons: 4
Coding region: 105-1670 (521 amino acids)
Molecular function (GO): UDP-glycosyltransferase activity
Source: RefSeq, a predicted model, not a curated record